UUUCUUCUUUUUGCAACACUAGUUGUUCAGGGGAGUGUCUUGCGUUAUUAAUGCUGAGUGGCUCCGGCAACUACUGCGGUUCAAGGUCGUUACUCAUCCGCUGCUACUGCAGGAGACACGGGAGCGCUGAGCCAGGGCUGUUCAUCCAACCCUCUUGGUCCUCCCAGGCCAGCAGGAUGAAGGGCCCUAGGCAAACAUUCCUUAAUUUAUUCUGCAUCCUCUGGCUCUUGCUUCUGCCGAAGGCUGCCUCUUCCUCUGCUCUACCCCAUGAAAAUGAACGACCACCCCCUUCACUCCCCAUUGGGCUGUACAAAGGACAGACCUGUGUUGGAUGCGUGCUUGUGGUGUCUGUAAUUGAACAACUUGCACAAUGGCACAACAGUACAGUAAAGGCAGCCGUGGAGAGACUGUGCAACUACAUACCUGAAAAAGUGCAAGGUUUCUGUUACUUACUUGCUGAACUUUAUGGAUCACACAUAGCUGAACUCAUAGCCAGGGAAAUGAAUGCUGAUGUGGUUUGCCAUUCCUUGAAGCUGUGUAAACAGGAUCCAGGACAACCGCUUUGUCAUCUCUACCCUCCUCCAAAGGUAGGACUGAGAACUGCAAUAAAAAAGGCAAGAAGAAUUAUGAAGACUUCCAAGGACCUGAAAAGCUUCAUGGGGUUCUCAAGUAUUUGUACAUUUCCUCUUCUGGCUAACCUGUGUGAGAAGAUUAAAUAUGUUAUAAGAAAUAAACUGCCUUUUGAAGAUUUUGAUGGAGAUAAAUUUAGUACUUUCCCAACACUGAGGGGGUAUCACUGGCGAGGCAGAGACUGCAAUGACAAAAACACCACUGUGUACCCUGGCAGACGUCCUGAUAACUGGGAUGUGAAAAGUGACUCUAACUGCAAUGGCAUAUGGGGUGUGGAUCCAAAAGAUGGAAUUCCCUAUGAGGAGAAAUUCUGCAAAGGUGCAGGCUCACGAGGGGUUGUGCUGUUGGGAGACUCGGCCGGCGCUCACUUCCACAUCCCUCCCGAGUGGAUGACCGUCACGGAGAUGUCAGCGAAAUCAUUUGCUAAUCUCCCAAUGGCUUUCAGCGACGAGCUUGACUGGCCCCAGUUCUCAGAGAUCACUGGAUUUCUGAAUUCCACCAUCGGAGGCUGGACAGACUCUCUGUAUCUACGUUUACGCAAGAGAAAUCGCUGUAAUCACAGAGACUUACAGAACAUUUCCCAAAAUGGUGGUUCUUCUGGAAACCUCCUCUAUUUAAUAAAAAGCUUGGCCAGAAACCAGCUGUUGGACAAUCCAGCCAUAGUUAUCUAUGCUACAAUUGGGAAUGAUGUCUGCAAUGGGAACCGUGACACGCUGGCCCACAUGACCACACCCAAAGAAAUGCUCUCCAACGUGAUGCAAGCCCUGCGAUACCUGGACUCCCGUCUUCCAAACGGCAGCCACGUGAUUUUAACAGGCUUGGUAGAUGGUCGCUUCCUCUGGGAUAACCUGCAUGACAGAUACCAUCCUCUAGGGCAGCUGAACAAGGAUGUCACAUACAGUCAAAUUUAUUCUUUCCUUGACUGCCUCCAGGUGAGCCCCUGCAGCGGCUGGCUGACCCCCAAUGAGACCCUCAGGAAUUUGACCUCAGAGAGAGCUUUACAACUUUCCAACGUCCUGAAAGAAAUAGCGAGAUCUGAGAAAUUUGCCAACUUUGAUAUUUUCUACAUGGAUUUCCCACUGAGACAAACGGCUGAGGAGUGGCGCAAGAUGGGAGGUGAGCCCUGGCAGCUGAUUGAACCGGUCGAUGGCUUCCACCCCAGUCAGAUUGCUGCAGCCCUUGGAACAAGCAUUACCUGGCAGAAGGCGCUACAUGAAUGGCCUCAAGUGCUUGGAAAGGAGAAUCCAUUCAAUGACCAGAUUGAAGCUAUAUUCAAAGAUCAAGGUGGACACUGACUUUCAAACUGCCAGAGCCAUAAUGUGAUUUAUGGUGAUGCUUCCCAGUGCAUUCCACGAGUCAAGAUGAUUAAAGACACACACUAAAAAAGGGGGAGGGGAAGUUAUCAGAGCCAGUAGCAGCGGACAUAGAACAACAGCAUUCUUUUCAGUUUGUAUCUCACCUGCACAAGUAGGCUAUGCUUUUUCUGUGGAGCUACAAAAAUAAAAAUCAAAGGAUACCUGCCAGCUAGACCAUUUAUUGUACCAAUUUGCAAAUCCAUAGAUUUUUUUUCUAUAUAUAGCAAACUUCUAGCCCUACCUCAUUUUUUCCCCCCUGCAAAACAUUAUUACUUGACUUUCCAUUUGUACUGUUUCAAUGGUUAAUCUGAUCCAAAAGGAGUGAGGGGAACCUCAAACUCAUUAUGUUGCUAUAAAUUGUGUGUAUGUAAUUGCCCCUGACUGUCAAUACAUUAUUUAGCUGCUAUUUGCUUAUUAAAACGUGCCAGGAAUAACAAGGCACUACAAUUUUGAUUUGCCUGGCAGCAUUAGCACAGGCUGACUGAGCACAGGUGCUCUUCCCCCCAUUAAUAAGAUACUAACUUGACAACCCUUCAUGUAUUGAAAACAGGUUGCUUUUUCAACCUGUAAUAUAUCUUUGCUCUUUAGCUUCCUAACAAAUAAUAUGCCCAGUCCUACGUCUUUUACAGGCAUGACCCAGGAACCACUGAAAAUACUGGGCAGCCCUUACCUGCUCUACUUCAUAGAUGGAUUUGAACAUUGAGAAUUACUGUAUUUUUUCACCAGCUUAUCCGUGUUCUUAACAAAAUAUAUAAAUAAAUAUUUAAAAAUUAGAGACAGCUCUACCCUAUUCACAACCUUACUGAUGAUGGAAGGAUCAGACAGCAUAAAAUGGCAUUAAUUACAGGUGGAAAAAAAAUCUGGUAAAUAGAAAGCUUAAACAUGACAUGACUGAAGCUCACCCUGAUUGGCCAAAGCUCAGGUAGACCUGAGCUCUGCUCUUUGUUCUGAGCAUAUCCCUUGUAUGAGGCCGUGCCACCCGUGAGGCAGCUCUCAGGCUGUGGUCCGAACCAAAGGAGAUGCCUGGCGCUAGGAGAUGCACCUGCUCAGCAUUUUGAAUAGGCAGAGGAUGACUUGGCUUAUAUUCUUUUGAUUGAAGCGUGCAUUAUUGCUUCGCUAGAUCCUAUGCCUUUUUUUAGAGCACAGUCAAUGCCGUGUCUUUUAUUAAGAUAGCAGUAAUCCCACAGGAACAUCUAACACUUAAGUAAAUAUUCACGUCACCUACUUUAGGAAACCAAAAGGGAAUACAUUCCUUAAUUGAAUGAUACUUGUUAAUAAGGCCCCAAUUCAUUCAAGGCAUUUAGAUCUUACCAAAAUAUCCAGUCUCCCAAGAAGUAGUUUCAACUCCAGAGAGUCGUGCCUGGGGAUAUUUAGAGUUAGAAGGAAAUCUCCCUGUUUUCUGUGCAAAUUCUUUCCAAACAACGUAACAUUCCAUGCACUCUGGCCAGGUAGAACACCUUCUAUUUUUUAUUACCUAUUCAGGCCUCUUAUGUUUCACUAAAUAUAACACAAGGACAGAAACAAGUGCAUCCACAUGGUUUUACUAUAGACCAACUACAGCACCGGCAAUAAUUACAGAAUAUCAGAUGAUUUCCUCUACACUAACAUACAGAAGUGUAGCAGUUAAAAGGGGGAAGGGAAUCCUGUUUAGAAGCCUAAUUUUCAAGGCAAUUUCAUUGCAAAUUAUUGUAUUUCAUUUGAGGCUUAAUAACACCAAUUAAGAGUUUUACAAACUAGUAAAACUGAAAUUUCCUCAGCUAAAAUGAGCUUCGUUGCCCAGAGCAAAGCGUUUUUCACUUAGAGACUUUCUUAUUAGUGAACUUCUUGAAUUUCCAAACAAUGGGGAAAAAAAACAGGUUUUAUACAACUGUGACAACUUCUCAGAAAAACCUGAAACCAUAGCUGAACCACAAAACAAAGCUCCAAGGUUUGCCCAGUGCCAUUGCUCCAUGCUGGAUAUGGGGUUUCUGAGGGACACCAAGGAAUGGGCUUGCCUCCAGCUGGAGUUGCACUGACCGAAACACGUGCCCCCAUACUUUAGAGCUGAGCUCUGCAGCUCCAAAUUGGGCUGUAUGCAGAAACUUGAUUUGCAAUGCAGUAACUAUCUGCGAAUAAAGAUGAAUUUUGGGCCUAUUGUGCCAUCAGCUUUUACAACCACUGUGUUUAUUAUUUCAAAUGCAAAAAACAGCUGAAGAUCUGCACCCCCCAACCAUCAAUCACUUACCAGUACCACUCUAAAAAUAUAUGUCUUAUGCUUAAAAAAAUGCUGCUGAAAAAGCUUACUUAUGCUAAAGCAGUAAUGAACUACGAAUUCUAGUCUAUUGCAUUAGUUUAACUGUCUCCUGGUGCUUAGAUUGGUUGAAGAUGACAGAUACAUGGGGAAGAGAGAAGUAAACAGGAAACAAAAAGUUUAUCUCUGAAAGCCAAGUAUAGUUCCGUGCAAUUCAAACUUUACAGCAAUACGUAUUUCUAGAAGGAAUGAUCUGUCAAGGUCUCUUUGGAGGGGAGUCCGAGCAUGUGAAUACAGCAGGGAUUAUGUCACUGGCUGGGUCCGACACACUGCAAAUUGAAAGGGUUUUUUUGACUUUGCUCUGUAAAUGGUUUUUACAAAACUUAGAGCUUUGUUUGAAAUCAGACAGUAGGAACUGUUUUUGAGGUAUAGAACAUUCAAAGCUACCUAAAGCUAUCUGAAUUCUCACAGCCUGGCCCCUUUAAAAAGGAACUGCUACAAACAUGGAAAAAAAAUGUCACCAUUGUUUUGCAAAAUCCUCAGCUCACCCUUAAAAGAGCAGAGGAGCAUGGGAGGAGGUGGCACGCAGCAGUGCAAGGCCCUAAAGCUGUGAGUGCAAGCUUGCCCCUAAGCUGGCACCCCAUGCUUCUGCUGGCUACAGUAGCCCUUGUCCUCACCACUGAGAGCCUGUGCCCAGAACUCAGCACACAGGUGAGCUUUUCUAAUUUACAGCACCUGUUACACUUUUUACCUUUCUCUGAUAAGGGAUAACUACUUUUUGGCCAUUGAACAAACACAGAUUGGUUUCUACGAUGGAUAAUAGCCCAAUCAACCUAAAUAAAAACAGGUUGUUCCCUUGGAUACAUCCAAUCCUGUUCGUAGCACCUUUCUGUGGACUCAUUUGAUAAUUCUAUAUUUAAUGAUUUUUAAGAUCAACUUGGAAGUCUAAGAAGACAGCCUCCCAUAUAUCCAGCAUGAAAUUUACCCUUGCACUGUGCAGGUCAUGUUACUCUGUUAUUCUGCUGCCCUGUCUCUGUCACUAGAGAAAAGAACAAUCUCUCCUCUUCAUAUCUGAUGAACUGCUGGACAUGGACAACCUGGCCUCCCACUACAAAAUUUGGUGUUAGCUACCUCCAAUGCCUCAAAUUAUCUUCUCAAACAAAGUCAAAUUUUGUGAUACACAUACAAAAUAGAAUCCUUUCUCAAACACUGUGUGGAUCCUAGCACUUCUUCUUUAGCCUACAAACUAGUGUUUCAAAUGCAUAGAAAAUGCUAUGAAAAAAGCAGGUGUUUUAUUUUUUAUUUUAAAUGAAUAAAAUAAAUCUCAAUACAUAGUUUGGAAAUAUUUAGAGACAUAAAAGAAAAAGAAAACAAUUUAAAAGCAAGUACAAAAGUGGCAGGAUGAAAACAGCAUAAGCUAACAGAAUUUAGUGUUUUGAGUGUGAAUAUGUAACAGCAGUAGCAAUUUUAAGUAUUCCGCUACCGCAUUUACAGUAGUGAAGUAGUGAGCUGGUAUUUCACUAAGCCCAGUGAAAAGCUGUGAAAACUGCAAGUUUUAACUGAGAAAUUUUGCCAUUUUGGUGGGUCUCAAGUACUGCUUUUAUAUGUAUUUGCGCACAUCUCUGUCAAGGGGAGGAAGACCCGUACUUUCGGCCAGCGGAGUAUUAGUUGGUACAUAGCAGCUUUGUAAAGUCUUAAUAUUUAAAAAAAAAAAACAAACAAAAACCAAAA
Molecule: messenger RNA, 5946 nt
Organism: Myiozetetes cayanensis
Lineage: Eukaryota; Metazoa; Chordata; Aves; Passeriformes; Tyrannidae
Gene: AOAH
Product: acyloxyacyl hydrolase
Exons: 22
Coding region: 51-1925 (624 amino acids)
Biological process (GO): negative regulation of inflammatory response; lipopolysaccharide catabolic process
Molecular function (GO): acyloxyacyl hydrolase activity; calcium ion binding
Source: RefSeq, a predicted model, not a curated record